Morus notabilis is the source of this 1369-nucleotide messenger RNA. RefSeq names its product geranylgeranyl transferase type-2 subunit beta 1. The record is from RefSeq and is a predicted model, not a curated record. The coding region runs from base 276 to 1217 and encodes 313 amino acids. Gene Ontology annotation, biological process: protein geranylgeranylation. The transcript is spliced from 11 exons. Gene Ontology annotation, cellular component: Rab-protein geranylgeranyltransferase complex. Gene Ontology annotation, molecular function: Rab geranylgeranyltransferase activity. NCBI's taxonomy places the organism in Eukaryota, Viridiplantae, Streptophyta, Magnoliopsida, Rosales, Moraceae.
CUCCUCACUCACAGUAGAGCCUCACUCCUCUCUGAGAUCUCACCCUUCUUCCUUCUCUCUCACGGAUUAUUUUCUGUUAUAGUUGUUGUAGAAUAGAUUGCCUACAGUGUAAUUUGUUCCAAAAUGUAUCAGUUUGCUUGAUGAACUCGAGCACUCUUAGCUCAAAUCAGCUUCUUUGCAGUCACAAUCCCUGGGAUACUCCACUUUGCAGUCUUUUGGGUGAUCCAAAAGCGAAAUGAAUUGAAUACUGUCGAAGGCAGAUUGCUGAUAGUUGGAUGGGGGAGCUGGCAGCUGAGAAGCACGUCAACUAUAUCAUAUCGGUUGAAAAGAAGAAAGAUUCAUUUGAAUCGGUGGUGAUGGAGCAUUUGAGAAUGAAUGGGGCGUACUGGGGACUAACCACUCUUGACCUAUUGGGAAAGCUACAUGCCGUGGAUGUCGAUGAGGUUGUUUCGUGGAUCAUCAGCUGCCAGCACGAGUCAGGUGGUUUUGGCGGUAAUGUUGGGCAUGACCCACACAUAUUGUAUACCCUUAGUGCUGUUCAAGUUUUGGCCCUUCUUAACAAGCUUGGCGUUCUAGACAUAGAAAAGGUGUCAAAUUAUGUUGCUGGGCUGCAAAAUGAAGACGGAUCAUUUUCUGGGGAUGAGUGGGGUGAAGUCGAUACUCGAUUUUCUUAUAUCGCCAUAUGCUGCCUCUCAUUAUUGCAUCGCUUGGAUAAAAUCAAUGUAGAGAAGGCUGUGAAGUACAUAGUCAGUUGCAAAAAUCUCGAUGGUGGAUUUGGAAGCACACCUGGUGGGGAAUCUCAUGCAGGGCAAAUUUUCUGCUGUGUUGGUGCUCUUGCUAUUAUGGGGUCUCUGCACCAUGUCGACAGGGACCUUCUUGGAUGGUGGUUAUCUGAGCGGCAAGUCAAAUCUGGAGGUCUUAAUGGACGCCCAGAGAAACUUCCUGAUGUCUGCUAUUCAUGGUGGGUUCUUUCUAGCUUGAUCAUGAUUGACAGAGUGCAUUGGAUCAAUAAGGAAAAGCUUGUUAAGUUUAUCUUGGACUGCCAGGACACUGAAAAUGGAGGAAUCUCAGACAGACCAGAUGAUGCAGUUGAUGUUUACCACACAUACUUUGGUGUAGCUGGACUUUCUCUUCUUGAAUAUCCGGGAGUGAAAGCCAUAGACCCAGCUUAUGCUUUGCCAGUUGAUGUUGUGAACAGAAUCUUCUUGCAUACAUAAUGAUCCUUUUCUGUCCAUAUUGCUUUCUAACCUUCUGAUGACAAAUUGAACUUGUAGAAAAGACCGAAUAAAGAUGUAAUCUUGACAGCAUUUGGCUUGUGUUGAAAAGGACAAAAAAAUUUGCAACAAGAAAAGAAACUUCAAAGCUAGUG